GUUCAACGGAAACAUAAGCGCUAUCCAUGCCCGUCCUCAAGAGCAAGGCUCCCCAAGCACCCCCACACAGAGCGGAACUACCGCCCCUUUCAGCGCGGGAUCCAACAAGCGCCGCCGUUGCCGAUCUCGCGAGACUCCACGCAGGCUGCGAGAGCCUCUGCACAAUCUCGCGAGAGCUGGCCGCUCCCGGCCGUGCCUUCCCCAGGUCUCGCGAGCGCGGCGCUCUUUCUCUGCCGUCUCGCACGCUGACAAGAUGCCUUCCAGACUGCGGAAGACUAGGAAGCUGAGGGGACACGUCAGCCACGGGCACGGCCGUAUCGGCAAACACAGGAAGCAUCCUGGAGGCCGUGGUAAUGCUGGUGGUAUGCACCAUCACAGGAUUAACUUUGAUAAAUAUCACCCUGGCUACUUUGGAAAAGUGGGCAUGAGGCACUAUCACUUGAAGAGAAACCAAAAGUUCUGUCCCACUGUCAAUUUGGAUAAACUAUGGACCCUUGUAACUGAACAGACAAGACUCAAUUAUGCAAAAAACCAGGCUGGACUGGCCCCAGUCAUCGAUGUUGUGCGCUCAGGUUACUACAAAGUCCUGGGCAAGGGCAAGCUGCCCAAGCAGCCUGUAAUUGUGAAAGCAAAGUUCUUCAGUAGAAGAGCAGAGGAGAAGAUCAAAGAAGUUGGCGGUGCCUGUGUGCUUGUGGCAUAAAGGCCUUAGUUUUAUUCAAACUUUUUGAAUAAAGACCAAUGUGUAAAAUGUGAUGAUUUAUAGAA
Phasianus colchicus (ring-necked pheasant) is the source of this 765-nucleotide messenger RNA. RefSeq names its product ribosomal protein L27a (gene RPL27A). NCBI's taxonomy places the organism in Eukaryota, Metazoa, Chordata, Aves, Galliformes, Phasianidae. Gene Ontology annotation, cellular component: ribosome; cytosolic large ribosomal subunit. The record is from RefSeq and is a predicted model, not a curated record. Gene Ontology annotation, biological process: translation. Gene Ontology annotation, molecular function: structural constituent of ribosome.